Impatiens glandulifera is the source of this 1277-nucleotide messenger RNA. RefSeq names its product dof zinc finger protein DOF3.1-like. Gene Ontology annotation, molecular function: DNA-binding transcription factor activity; DNA binding. NCBI's taxonomy places the organism in Eukaryota, Viridiplantae, Streptophyta, Magnoliopsida, Ericales, Balsaminaceae. The transcript is spliced from 2 exons. Bases 189 to 902 code for a protein of 237 amino acids. The record is from RefSeq and is a predicted model, not a curated record. Gene Ontology annotation, biological process: regulation of DNA-templated transcription.
AUUGAUAUCAUCUUCCUUCUUUCUUUCUCUCUCUCUCUAUAGUAGGUUUCUUUCAUGCUUUUUAGAAGAGCACUAGUAGCUACCAGCACCACCAGCAGAAAAAAGGAAGAAAAAGUAAGCGUGAUCUUAACAUCAUCUUCCUCGAUCCUCCUUCAACACCCAAAAAGCUCUCCUUUUUUUCCCAUCUAAUGGAUCACUGGCCACAGAGAGAUGGGGUUAUUAUUAAUUCAACUGAUGAUCAAUUAGGCUCAGGCUUUGCCGAUGAUCAUCAUCAACAACCAAAGAAACCAAGGCCACAAAAGGAACAAUCUUUGAACUGUCCCAGAUGUACUUCAACUAAUACCAAGUUCUGCUAUUACAAUAACUACAGCCUUUCUCAACCUAGGUAUUUCUGCAAGACUUGUAAAAGGUAUUGGACUGAAGGUGGAACCUUGAGAAAUGUUCCCGUCGGAGGAGGAUCAAGAAGAAACAAAAGACCCUCAUCAUCAUCUUCAUCUUCCUCAAAGAAGAUUACUACUCAUCCUGCAGAUCAUGCACCCCAUCUUCUUCUCAAUCAUAAUCAGUGGCAAGAUCUCACCCUAAACCCUAACCCUAACCCUAACCCUAGCCCUCCAUCGUUAAUACCACCUAUGCCGAUCCAGCCUAUGGAAGCCGGGUUUACCAUGCCCACCUCACAAGAUCAAUUUGUGAAACAGGGUUUGAAUUUUUCUCUGAAUUAUGGAUACCCAAAUGGAUAUGGAAGUCUUCAGUUAGGGUUUCAAGAGAACAGUUAUAACAAUGAAGGAGCUAGGGUUUUCUUCCCAUUUGAGGAUCAGUCCAAGAAUGUUCCGAGUGAUGAUCAGUUUGAAGGUAGUACUGGUGGGUAUUGGAGCGGAUUGCAGGCUGGAGGAGGAUCAUGGUAAUUAAUUUUCAUAUACCAAGUUAUUUUUUCUUUUUCUAAAAUGAGACUCUUUUUUAUUAAUAUGUUAGUCAUGUAAGUCACGAAACCCCAGUUGAAUAAUUAUAAUAGAGAUAUAUAUUUAAUUAGCCUAUUUGAAACACCCAAAAUAUUAUCUACGAGUGUGUUAUUAAUUUGAAUUUUAACUUUGACAUAGAAUUCUUACAUAUGUCAUUUGUCAUAAUUCAAAUGUAAUAUGUAAUUAAUUAUGAGUGGUGUUUCAAGGUAGGCUAAUAAUUAAGGAACAUGCAUGCAUGAUGUUCUUUCUUGUUUUCAUUAUUGUUCUUUUGUUCAAGUCAGUGAAAGGCUGUUUUUUAUAAUUAAUAAGUGAUUUUGUUUU